AUGUCAAAGUUCUCGAGGGCCCGCCCGGGCCUCCUGCGGCGGCUGGUGCUGCCCACCAGCAUCGCCGUGGUCGGAGGCGGCACCCUCUUCUACAUGUACCGCCCGCGCAACAUCCCUGGAUACGAGGGCCCCGCCGUGCCGCCGCCCAUCUACGGUGCCGACGGGACCUUCAAGCUGCCGCGGUUCCCGCGAAUCAAGCCGCGCGACGAGCAGAUUGACGACCUGCGAAAGAGCAGCUCCGCCGUCGCCGGCCAGGGGGAGGAAUAUGACGUCCUUGUGAUAGGAGCGGGGGCAACCGGCACUGGAGUCGCCCUCGACGCUGCCACUCGUGGACUGAAGGUCGCCGUAGUCGAGCGCGACGACUUCAGCUGCGGCACUAGCAGUAAGAGCACCAAGCUGGUGCACGGCGGAGUGCGGUAUCUCGAGAAGGCUGUUUGGAACCUGGACUAUGCCCAGUACGAGCUUGUCAAGGAGGCGCUCAAGGAACGCAAGUAUUUCCUGCAGACGGCGCCGCACCUGAGCAUGUGGCUGCCCAUUAUGCUGCCGCUGGACCAGUGGUGGAAGGUCCCUUACUACUGGGCCGGCACAAAAUUCUACGACUUUCUUGCCGGGAGCGAAGGCAUCGAGAGCUCCUACUUCUUGACCAAGAGCAAGGCCAUUGAUGCCUUUCCCAUGCUGAAGCGGACCGGCUUGGUCGGCGCACUCAUCUACUACGACGGGGCGCACAAUGAUUCUCGCAUGAACGUGUCUAUCGGCCUGACCGCAGCAUUGUACGGCGCAACGGUUGUGAACCACAUGGAGGUUACUGGUCUCUUAAAGAAUUCCGAGGGCAGGCUCUGCGGUGCCAAGGUCAAGGAUCUCAUACGCGAGAGGAAUGGAGAGGCGGCAGAGGACUUCGAGAUCAAGGCAAAAUGCAUCAUCAACUGCACAGGGCCCUUCACAGACGGUAUCCGCAAGUUGGACGACCCUGGCUGCAAGGAGAUUGUUGCGCCGGCAUCCGGCGUCCACGUCAUUCUACCGGGAUACUACAGCCCCGGCAAGAUGGGCCUGAUCGACCCGAAAACGUCGGACGGGAGAGUCAUUUUCUUCCUCCCAUGGCAAGGCAACACCAUUGCUGGCACCACGGACGAACCAGCUGAGAUUUCCAAGAACCCCCUCCCGGACGAGAAGUCCAUCCAGUGGAUCCUGAAAGAGAUCAGUCACUACUUGUCCCCGGACAUCAAUGUCCGUCGGGGUGACGUCCUAGCUGCCUGGUCUGGUCUCCGCCCUCUCGUCAAGGACCCCAAGGCGAAAAAUACCGAGUCCCUUGUCCGCAACCAUCUCAUCGACAUCUCCGACUCUGGCCUCGUUACCUGCGCCGGCGGCAAGUGGACAACUUACCGCCAGAUGGCCGAGGAAUGUGUCGAUGCCGCCGUGAAGGAGUUCGGCCUGAGCGUCCGACCCGUCACCGACGCGCCACGCGUCAGCGGGACCGAGGCCAUCGAUGACGGCGCAAGCCUCGACGGCUCAUGCCAGACGCACCGAGUGAGGCUGAUCGGCGCGCACGGCUUCAGCAGGACCUUGUUCAUCCACCUCAUCCAGCACUUUGGCGUCGAGACCGAGGUCGCGAAACACCUCACCGAGAGCUACGGCGACCGUGCGUGGACCGUCGCGGCGCUCUGCAAGCCCACUGAGAAGAGGUUCCCGGCCCGCGGCGAGCGCAUCUCGUUGCUGUACCCGUUCGUCGACGGGGAGAUCCGCUAUGCUGUCAGGCACGAAUAUGCACAGACGGCGGUGGAUGUGCUGGCGAGGAGAACCAGGCUCGCUUUCCUGAACGCGCAGGCUACGCUGGAAGCGCUCCCCAAGAUCAUCGAUAUCAUGACGGAGGAGCUGAAGUGGGAUAAGAAGAGACAGGAUCUUGAGUGGAGAGAGACUGUCUCCUUCCUGGAGUCGAUGGGCCUGCCGCACCCGAUGCUCUCAACGACGAGGAAGCAAGUCGAGCAGGGGAAGCUUGACUUCUCGACCUCAUUGGAGUAUAAGAUGUACUCUAGACACGAUAAACCAACCGAGGACUAA
Messenger RNA from Phialemonium atrogriseum, 2055 nucleotides. RefSeq names its product FAD dependent oxidoreductase-domain-containing protein. NCBI's taxonomy places the organism in Eukaryota, Fungi, Ascomycota, Sordariomycetes, Cephalothecales, Cephalothecaceae. Gene Ontology annotation, cellular component: mitochondrion; glycerol-3-phosphate dehydrogenase (FAD) complex. Gene Ontology annotation, biological process: glycerol-3-phosphate metabolic process. The record is from RefSeq and is a predicted model, not a curated record. The transcript is spliced from 2 exons. Bases 1 to 2055 code for a protein of 684 amino acids. Gene Ontology annotation, molecular function: glycerol-3-phosphate dehydrogenase (quinone) activity.